Molecule: messenger RNA, 603 nt
Organism: Adineta ricciae
Lineage: Eukaryota; Metazoa; Rotifera; Eurotatoria; Adinetida; Adinetidae
Source: the annotation of a GenBank genome assembly
AUGCAAAGAAUCAUUUUCUUACUUCUGACUUUCACUGUUUCAACCGGUGGCCUAUUCUAUGGAACUACAGAUCUACCUGAUGGUGAUGCUGAAAUGUUCUGCUCCAUACAAGCUGGUUUCGAUAUUGGACGAGAUCUACCCGAAGAAUGGACUUGGAACUACUCUCAAAUACCGAAAGGGCAAUGGUUUCGGAUGCAUGGUCAAAUUCGUCGUAUGUCUUAUGAUGCACCGGAUUCAGUUCUUCGUCGUGAUGAUCCUCAACGGCAAGGCAAUUGUUAUUUUCAAAUAGAAUCGAAUACGAUGACGGAAUACAUUCAAAAUAUUCCAUUUCCACGAGCUACUGCGAUGAAAUGGUACGACGAGCACAAUCGAUUAAUGAAUUCGACUAGUAUUCAAUCGAAUAACCAAAUCGAUUCAGACAAUGUUUCUCGAUUGAAUGAAGCGAAACUUGGAAAAAUUGUGCAAGAUGCCCAGACAAUGUUAAUUCGAAUCAAAACGAACCCGUUGGUUUCGAAAUCAGAACCAAUGUCGUAUUCAAUUGAUAUGAUUCACGUGGUUUUCUUUCCGGACCAUAUUUUCGGCAAUGGACGACCGUCAAAAUGA